AUGAAAAAAAAAUUGUUGUAUAUUUUUAAUGCUUAAUAGAAUUUGACUUUAAAUUUAAAUUAGAUAAGAAAAAAACAAUGGUAAUAAUAAAUUCUAUAACAAAAUGUCUUAAGAUAACAUAUUAGUAAUCAAUUAAUACGAAAUCAAUAUGAAUUACUUGAUAGGUUCAGGUUAAUUUGGGACAGUUUUUAUUUGUUAAGAUAAAUAAAACACAUAAUUACAAUUAUGUGCAAAAGUAAUUAUAAUUUAGAUUAGAGAUAGUUGAAAAUUAUUCAAAAGACCCUAAGAUGGAAAGAGAAAUAGGUCUAAUGUAGUUAAUUAAGCAGAAAGGAAACAAUAAUAAAAAUAUUGUAAGAGUUUAUCAUGUAGAAAUUGAAAAAUAAAGAAUUAUUUUAAUUUUAGAAAGAUGUGAAUGCGAUUUGCAGGCAUAAUUCAAUUAAAAAAAAAAAAAGGAAAAUAAAUAUUACACCCCUAAUGAAGUUAUUAAUAUUUUGAAGUAAAUUACAAACGGUUAUAAAUUUCUUUAUGAUAAUAAUAUUAUUCAUAGAGAUAUUAAACCUUAAAACAUUUUAUAUUUAAAUGGAGUAUAUAAAGUAUUUAUAGUUAUUAAAUUAGAUUGCUGACUUCGGAUUAGCCAGAGUCUAUUAGGAAAAUGACGACCUUACAAAAGCUGGUACUCUAAAAUAUAUAUCACCUUAAUUAAUAUUAGGCCAAUAAAAAUUUACAAAUUCUGCAGACAUUUUUUCUGUAUUUUCAAAUAUUAUGAAAAGCUUGGGAUUGUUUGUUAUGAACUAAUUUUUGGAUGCCUACCUUACAAAAUUAGUAAUUAUUAGUAAUUGUUUUUACAAUUAGGAAGAUUAGAAUUUAACCCAGUUAAAAUUGAUAGAUCUAUCUCUGGGGUAAAUAUUAAUUUAAUUCUUAAGAUGACUGAAGAAAUUGCAAUUUUAAUUGAAAAUAUGUUGAAAUAUAAUGAGAAUAAAAGAAUUAGUUGGAUAGAUUUAUUUGCUCAUCCUUUAUUAAAUGAUCAUAAAUUCACUCCAAUCUAAUAAAUCAUUAAACCACAAAUUAUGCCAGCGAAGAUUUAAACUAUUCCUUAAAAUAUUGUUCCAAUGAUUUAAUAAAUCUCUAAUUAAUCAGAUCAAUUUUACUAAAUUGCAGCCUUUAUGAAUAAUGUUUUAGAUUCUCUAGAUAAGCAUUUGUAUAUUUAUUAAGUUAUCUUAGAAAUCAAUAAAAAUAAAUACAUGCUGAUAUGAUUAAAAUAAAAUUAUAGUUAUAUUAUCUUUCCUCUUGUUUUUAUGAACAUAGUAAAGCAAUUAAAAGUAAAGAAUAAGCUUUUCAAAAAUAAAUGUAUACUUUAGCAAAUGUUGAAACUGCCAUAAUAAAUUUAAAUAAAGCAAAAUAAUUACUUAAAGAUCAAAUUAACAAUUAUGGUUUAUCAGCAAACUUUCCACUUAAAGAAACUGUGGCUGAUUAUAAUAACUAUUUUACUUAAUUAAAUAGUUUAUUAACAACCUAAUUUUUAUUUCCAUACACAAAUAAAUGUAAUUACUAUUUAGAAUAUUUACAGUAUCUUAUUUAUAUUUAUGUAUCAAGGUUGCUUUUUUCUUUGUUAAAAUUAAGAGAAUUAAAAGAUUUAAGUGACAUAUCUUUAGUAUGUAAAUUAAUUAUAGAUACAAAAAACUAAUUACAAUAAGANAAAUAAAGAAUUAUUUUAAUUUUAGAAAGAUGUGAAUGCGAUUUGCAGGCAUAAUUCAAUUAAAAAAAAAAAAAGGAAAAUAAAUAUUACACCCCUAAUGAAGUUAUUAAUAUUUUGAAGUAAAUUACAAACGGUUAUAAAUUUCUUUAUGAUAAUAAUAUUAUUCAUAGAGAUAUUAAACCUUAAAACAUUUUAUAUUUAAAUGGAGUAUAUAAAGUAUUUAUAGUUAUUAAAUUAGAUUGCUGACUUCGGAUUAGCCAGAGUCUAUUAGGAAAAUGACGACCUUACAAAAGCUGGUACUCUAAAAUAUAUAUCACCUUAAUUAAUAUUAGGCCAAUAAAAAUUUACAAAUUCUGCAGACAUUUUUUCUGUAUUUUCAAAUAUUAUGAAAAGCUUGGGAUUGUUUGUUAUGAACUAAUUUUUGGAUGCCUACCUUACAAAAUUAGUAAUUAUUAGUAAUUGUUUUUACAAUUAGGAAGAUUAGAAUUUAACCCAGUUAAAAUUGAUAGAUCUAUCUCUGGGGUAAAUAUUAAUUUAAUUCUUAAGAUGACUGAAGAAAUUGCAAUUUUAAUUGAAAAUAUGUUGAAAUAUCAUGAGAAUAAAAGAAUUAGUUGGAUAGAUUUAUUUGCUCAUCCUUUAUUAAAUGAUCAUAAAUUCACUCCAAUCUAAUAAAUCAUUAAACCACAAAUUAUGCCAGCGAAGAUUUAAACUAUUCCUUAAAAUAUUGUUCCAAUGAUUUAAUAAAUCUCUAAUUAAUCAGAUCAAUUUUACUAAAUUGCAGCCUUUAUGAAUAAUGUUUUAGAUUCUCUAGAUAAGCAUUUGUAUAUUUAUUAAGUUAUCUUAGAAAUCAAUAAAAAUAAAUACAUGCUGAUAUGAUUAAAAUAAAAUUAUAGUUAUAUUAUCUUUCCUCUUGUUUUUAUGAACAUAGUAAAGCAAUUAAAAGUAAAGAAUAAGCUUUUCAAAAAUAAAUGUAUACUUUAGCAAAUGUUGAAACUGCCAUAAUAAAUUUAAAUAAAGCAAAAUAAUUACUUAAAGAUCAAAUUAACAAUUAUGGUUUAUCAGCAAACUUUCCACUUAAAGAAACUGUGGCUGAUUAUAAUAACUAUUUUACUUAAUUAAAUAGUUUAUUAACAACCUAAUUUUUAUUUCCAUACACAAAUAAAUGUAAUUACUAUUUAGAAUAUUUACAGUAUCUUAUUUAUAUUUAUGUAUCAAGGUUGCUUUUUUCUUUGUUAAAAUUAAGAGAAUUAAAAGAUUUAAGUGACAUAUCUUUAGUAUGUAAAUUAAUUAUAGAUACAAAAAACUAAUUACAAUAAGAAGCUGUGAUUAGAAAAACCUUGGAUUAAAAAAUGAAUAAAUGA
Messenger RNA from Paramecium primaurelia, 3057 nucleotides. Lineage: Eukaryota; Ciliophora; Oligohymenophorea; Peniculida; Parameciidae. The record is from the annotation of a GenBank genome assembly.